AUGCUGAAGUUUCGCUUCGGAAAAUGCUACGGAGACAACACGAGACAAAUACUUAGAGAAAUACGCUCUAAGGGACUUUUCAAUAAGCCACUGGAGUACCGCCCACGAGACAAUUACGAGCUGAACCAUCUCCCACGCUUCGAAGAGCCACAGAGGGACAUUUACGACGGGAUCAGAAACAAGCCACCAGCGCACAUGACGGGGUACACUGGUUAUGUUCCUGGGAUGAAUUUUAGUUACGGGAAAUCAUAUGGACGGACGGCAGAUGACUGCAUGGCAAACUUUACAGAGAGACAGAGAGAAUUACGACGCAAAGCAGAUUUAAACAGAAGCUAUGUUCGAUCAAGAAGCGCGCCCAAGAUGGAAACAGUUCAUUCAAGAGAUGAAAUUCGACGAGACUUGAACAGAUUUAGGGAGAUUAAUAAGUAUAAAGAAAACACGAUAUCGCCGGAAUUUCCACCAAUUGCGGGUUACACGGGACACAUCCCACGAAUUAAAGGAUCCGAAGCUUCUCUCAGUCAACGAUACCAUUGCGCGGCAAAACGAGGUUUGGAACUCAUUAAAAUGGAAAGAGAAAAUCGUAAAGAGUUACAAAAUGCUGAUACAAAUAUAAAAGCAAUAUUGAAAGAGAAUGGAAAGAAGUAUUCUUAUUGGAACUGGGGAUAGCAUACAGGCAGAAGAAUGUUUUUCACCAAGAGACGGUGAACAUUCUUCUAUAAAACGGAACGAACAGUAUUUAAUUAGAAGAAUUAAAGAGGAUUCGAGUCAAUAUACUAGAUUUGUACGUCGUUAAAGUCAUUGUCCAUAGGCC
Spodoptera exigua (beet armyworm) is the source of this 811-nucleotide messenger RNA. The record is from the annotation of a GenBank genome assembly. Lineage: Eukaryota; Metazoa; Arthropoda; Insecta; Lepidoptera; Noctuidae.